AUGAACCUGUUCAGAUGUUCGAUGCUUGCGCAGCUGAUUCUCGGAAGAACAGCUCCUGCGGUCUACCACGUCCUUGUGGAGCUGGGUAUCUCUCCAGCUGAAGCGGAAGACAUGGCAACGAACCCCUGCGCUGGACACGGACUGGAAUGCGAUCACCUUGGGCGACUUGCAUUCAUGGACUUACAAAAUCGACGUCUUCAGGGGAAACUGGCCAAAGAGCUGGGAGAACUUCGGUUUUUGCAGAUCCUCCAACUCUCGGAGAACCAACUGGUGGGUGAAAUCCCACAGGAGCUGCAGCACCUGGACUCCUUAGUCUGGCUCGACCUCUCGAGGAACCAGCUGCAAGGUGAAAUCCCAGAAGAUCUCUACAAACUUGGGGCUUUGGAAGGUCUUUGUUUGCAUGACAAUCAGCUGACUGGACCAAUCCCUCACACCUUUGGACGUCUUCAAGUCCUUGAAACUCUUUUCCUAUCGAAGAACCAGCUGACAGGGAGCAUUCCCAAGGAGCUUGGCCGUCUCAAAGCCUUGCGCCAGCUUUUCGUUGGGGAAAAUCAUUUGACAGGCCAGAUUCCUGAGGAACUUGGACAGCUGCAGGCACUGCAAGUGCUUCACUUGUCCAACAACAGGCUCAGCCAUCGUAUUCCCAAGGAGAUCGGCCAGUUGCGUGCUUUACGGGAGCUCAACUUGUCUGUGAACGCUCUUGAUGGCAUCCUUCCCCGAGAACUUUCUGAACUUCAGGAUUUACAGCGUCUUGACUUGUCCAAGAACCAGCUGACAGGGAGCAUUCCCCAGGAUCUUCAUCAACUCAAGGCUUUGCGGCAGCUUCAUCUCAACAACAACCGACUGGAGGGACCAAUCCCCAAAGAACUCGGAGAACUUGGUGACUUGGAACUUCUGUCUUUGUCCGGCAAUCAUUUGAGUGGCCAAAUCCCCAAGGAGCUUGGUCAACUUGAACGAUUGAACAAGCUCCUCCUGUCCGAAAACCAGCUGGAUCAUGAGAUACCUGCAGAGCUGGGCAGGCUGAAAGCUGUGCGGAACCUUGAUCUUGGCUGGAACCAACUCUCGGGACCUAUUCCACCAGAGGUGGGCGAGCUGCGUGAGUUGCGAUUUCUCGUCCUGCCCGUGAAUCAUUUGAGGGGCAAAAUCCCCAAGGAACUGGGUCAACUGGAGCACUUAGAAGAGCUGUUGCUCAGUGAGAACCAGCUCUCUGAGGUAAUCCCUCCAGAACUGGCGCAGCUUCAAAAACUAAUCAGCCUUUACUUAAGAAAUAAUCAGCUGAGCGGAUCUAUUCCAAAGGAACUUGGUCAGCUGUCCAAGCUGCAGGUCUUGGACUUGGGCAGAAACCUUCUUGAUGGCCCCAUUCCUAAGGAACUUGGGGAGCUGAAGGCACUAAUAUGGUUCGACCUUUCUGACAACCAACUUGGUGACCAGAUUCCAAAGGAGCUUGGCCAGUUGCAUUUGCUGCGUCAGUUGUGGCUCUUUGGGAAUGCUUUGACGGGCGAAAUCCCCCAAGAGCUUGGUGAGCUAGAGGCCUUGGAGGACUGUGAUCUCUCGGGCAACUUGCUUAGUCAGAAUCUACCAAAAGAGCUUGGCCGUCUCAAAGCCUUGCGCGAGCUUGCACUUCGUGACAAUCAAUUCACGGGCGCCGUGCCCAAGGAACUUCGUGAGCUGAAGGCACUGGAAGUACUCGACUUGUCCAUGAACAGGCUCAGCCACCGUAUUCCCAAGGAGCUUGGCCAGUUACAUGCUUUGCGCAGGCUCCACCUUUCUGCCAACUUGCUUGAUGGCCACGUCCCCGAGGAGCUUUGUCAACUUCAGGAUUUACAGCGUCUUGACUUGUCCAAGAACCAGCUGACAGGGAGCAUUCCCCAGGAUCUUCAUCAACUCAAGGCUUUGCGGCAGCUUCUUCUCGACAACAACCGACUGAAGGGACCAAUCCCCAAAGAACUCGGAGACCUUGGUGACUUGGAACUUCUGUCUUUGUCCAGCAAUCACUUGAGUGGCCAAAUCCCCAAGGAGCUUGGUCAACUUGAACGAUUGAAAGAGCUCUUCCUGUCAGAAAACCAGCUGGAUCAUGAGAUACCUGCAGAGCUGGGCAGGCUGAAGCUGUUGAAAUGGCUGUAUUUGUCCAAGAACCAGCUUGAUGGACAGAUUCCCAAGGAGCUUGGGCAGCUCAAGUCCCUUCGAGUAUUGCACCUCGAUCAGAAUUGCUUGCAGGGCAAGGUGCCAAAGGAGUUGCAACAUCUGAAGAAGUUGAAGCGCUUGGCUUUGUGGCAGAAUCAGUUCACUGGACAGGGCCAAGACAUGUCGUUUCUGUGGACUUUAGAUCUCCAAGUUGUAGAUCUCAGUCAUAAUCUCUUUUGUGGUAACCUUCCCGAGUUGGCCGAUGUUCGAACAUCCGCUUCGAUCAAGAAGCUCAAACACCUGGAUUUGAGUCAUAACCGCUUUGAGGGAGGCAUCUCAAAGCUCACAGAGAUCUUUUGCAGGUUAAAUCCACCAGGAGGAUCCUUACAGGAGCUGCGCCUCAACCACAACAAGCUCACUGGUGCAGUCCCAGCAUGCUUGAUGCAUUUCCGCCAUUUGAGCUUCCUGGCUUUGAACAACAACCGGUUGCAUGGCCCGCUGCCAGAAGUAGUUGCUCCGCAGCUAGUGGUUUUGGCUUUACACAAGAAUGAGCUGACAGGUGUGCUUCCCAAGAGCUUGCAUUUGCUCAAGAAAUUGGGUGUUUUAACUUUGCAUGAGAACUCCAUGUCGGGCAGCAUCAAUGAUCUGAACUUGACUGUGCCAUGCAUGGACAAUGCAAGGUUUCAACGUGGAGGAAUGGGCUGUGAGCAGGUCAAAGCGUUGAGGUUGGUGGCGCCCAGGUACGUGCCAAUGAAUUUUGAUGAAUUCCUCUCCAACUGUCCGACUUUGUCCGGAUGCUCUGACCAAGGUGUGGCCAAUCUCACACUCCACCGCAACCGUUUCUCGUGCGCAGUGCCUGAACGCGUCAGCCGGGUGAACCUUACUGGACUGGUCAUCAUUGGUAAUAUGCUGGGCUUCGGUAGCGAGCUCAAUUCGACUUGGAUCCUGCCAGAAGAGAAGCAGUCAUUCCUGUACUAUUCCGAUGAAGUUUGGAAGACCAAUCUGUAUCUUCUUUCAGCCUUCCUCAUGUUGCUUUUCUUUGCCGUCCUGUGCCGGCCGCAGCGACGACGCAGGCUGCAGCAAACCUCGCGGAAUUUGGACUUUGUUGGCACUGCUCGUGUGGCAUCGUCCAACUUUGCCUUGUUAAAAGCAGCCGAAAGCACAUUGCUGUUGGUCAGUCCACUUCUUUUGAUCUUUUGGUUCAGAGGUUCUUACUAUGAGUGCAGCCCCCCAUUGUGGCAGCUCACCGUGGCCAACUUCCAAGCAGAUCCAUUGGCUGAAUUUGGGAUCAUUGCCUGUUGGUGCGCCUUACUCUUGCUCUUUCGCUCUACUGUUCAAAGCAUGCCGACCCACCCACUCCACCCAUCCAUCGCAACUGCUCACCGGGCACCGUGUGCUCCUCGAUCGGCCUCGACUCCUCGGAGUUCAGGUCGUCUUUGGAGCGUUUCUGCGUGGCUGCUUUGGGUGGGCAUGGUCUGCGCAUUCUCGUUGCCAUCCAUCCUCUUCGCAUUUGCUCAAUGCUUGCCCGCGCAAAACACAACUGGUUUACAUGAAGAAACUCUCAAGCUGAUCCAUCGAACUGCACCAGUGCUCACAGUCUUGAUCGACAUGGUUCUGGCGGUUCGGCUUUGCACGGUCUAUUCCAGGCUCUCAUCCUUGCAUGCGGAUAGGCUUUUGAUGACCUUCCGCCUGUUUUCUGCGUGGCUGUUGCCCUUGCUGGUCACCAUUUUCUUGGAUGAUAAUUGCCUUUCUGGCUGGAAAUGGACUUGGACCGUUUGCAAGGCAGCAUCACCCGAACACAAAAAAUUUGAUUGGAAGAUCUACGAUGAAGAGAUCUUAAACACCGAACGGGACAUUUGCCAGUUAAGCCAGACCUGGUGGUGUGAUGGCCGCUGUAGCCGUGCCAUCGUGGGGAACUUGACCCCCUUCUUGCUUCAGAAGUUGCUCACACGGAGUACAAUCCAACCACUCCUCCUUUUGCUGAUGUGGCGAUGUUCGCGCUUGGAGGAAAGAGAUUUGCGGAGUGGACUGAGAGGACGUCAUUUGAGAUUCUUCAAGUUUGGACCCAAGACCACCAGCAUGUUGCGUCCAGUGGAGCAAAUGCCCCUGCUGACCACUCAAUUGGAAGUCUUGGUCUUUUGGUCUCCACUGAUCCCCUUGUUGAGCCUGGGCAUCAUGAGUGCGGUCACCGCGAAUUUAUUGCUUUUCGACUUGGCGGUGUGGCGCUUUGGUGUGAAGAUGCCAAUGGAUGAGAUGAAUCAAAAGGCCACCUUGUCAAGGUCAUAUUUGAAUUGGACUCUACUGAGUGGCAGUGGCUUCCAGCUUUGGCAUGCCUUUGGCUCCGGGAUGUGCGGGCGGUAUUUCUUGUUGGCCUUCCACCUUGCCGUCCUGAACCCGUGGGCGACCCGCUUCUUGCCACUCCAGUGGGCGAGGCAGCACUUCUGGGCUGAGGCGGAGAAAGCCGUGGUCAUGGAGUCCAUUGAAUUGGCUUCGCAAGGGUAA
Molecule: messenger RNA, 4626 nt
Organism: Durusdinium trenchii
Lineage: Eukaryota; Dinophyceae; Suessiales; Symbiodiniaceae
Source: the annotation of a GenBank genome assembly